Plenodomus lingam JN3 is the source of this 1296-nucleotide messenger RNA. RefSeq lists its product as uncharacterized. The record is from RefSeq and is a predicted model, not a curated record. Lineage: Eukaryota; Fungi; Ascomycota; Dothideomycetes; Pleosporales; Leptosphaeriaceae.
AUGGCAGCCACACUCGCAGGCGGCGCACCCUCGAAUCCAAUACCCAUUACCUCGCCUGCCAUGAGGUUGGAUGCGCCUGCACCGCCGCGGUUCGACCAUGCAAAGACGUCGGUAGCUACAGUGGGCGUCAUGUCGCCUGUCAAUCAAAACGGCUGCUUCGAGUUUGAUCGCAUCAUCAAGGCUGGCACGGUACAGAAACGCACACGCAAGACAAGAUCAUGGAGGCCCAUCUACGUCGUCCUGCGCCCCAACUGCCUCUCCAUUUACAAGGACAAGGACGAGACGAAGCUGCGCCACCAGAUCAACCUGUCCGAAAUCACCGCCGUCGCACGCCAACGAGACUCGAAGAAGAAAAUGGACCACGUCUUUGGCAUCUUCUCGCCCGCCCGCAACUACCACCUGUGUGCCGCCACCGACAAAGAAGCGCAGGAAUGGGUCGACCUGAUACGGGCUGAGGCGCGCAUGGACGAAGACGAAGUGGAGGACUUUAUGCCCUUGAGCCCAGCCACGAGCAAGCCUUUUGGGAGUCUAGGCCAGGCCAACUCCAAGAGAGAAGUCGGUUCGAGCUCGUCAGAGGCAGACCCAGCAGCCGCAGGACCAGCGCCAAUACCGCCGAGUGCCAAAGCCCCAGAUACUGCGUACGGUGCCCGUCGCCCAUCGCAAGUCCUCAACUACUCGGGCAACGAACGUGCAUCCAUGUCCGACUUUGACUUCUCCGACACUGGCUUCCAAGCCUCCGCCAGCUCGCUGCCCAAGAAGGAAAUCAAGCAAAAGCGCAACGUCAGCCAGCAGAGCAACAUUGGCUCCACACCGGAUGAAGAACGUGUAGUCUACAACGGCUGGCUCUACGUGCUCAAAUCCAAAGGCGGCGUCCGGCAGUGGAAAAAAGUCUGGCUCGUCCUUCGCCCCAAAUGCCUCGCGUUUUACAAGAACGAGCAAGAGUACUCGGCAAACGUCAUCAUCCCCUUUGCCAGCAUCAUCGACGCCGUGGACAUUGACCCGGUCUCGAAGAGCAAACAGUACUGCAUGCAAGUCAUAUCCGAGGACAAGAACUUUAAACUCUGCGCCCCGGACGAGAAUUCCCUCGCCCGCUGUCUGGGCGCGUUCAAGAGCCUGUUGGCCAAGAAGCGCGACGGCGAGCAGAAACGCGUCGUCUCUGGUCCCUCUGGUGUAACAGCGUCGUCGGCGGCGCAAAACCUGGGUGCCGCGGCUGUUACGUCGAAUUCGGCGUCUCCACCGCACUCUCAACUUCAGCCACAGCUUCAACUUCAACCUCAGGCUCUCAGUAUGAGGUGA